GUUCCUCUUGUCAGGGGCCCUCGGCCCCACAGCAUCACUCUGGAGAAAGGUUCUGAAGGACUGGGCUUCAGCAUCGUGGGAGGAUUUGGCAGCCCACACGGAGACCUGCCCAUCUACGUGAAGACCGUCUUCAGCAAGGGAGCAGCUGCAGUAGACGGACGUUUGAAAAGAGGCGACCAAAUCCUGUCAGUGAAUGGAGAGAGUCUGCAGGGGGCGACUCACGAGGAGGCAGUGGCUGUCCUGAAGAAACAGAAAGGAAGUGUCACACUGGACAUCCUGUCAUAACAUCAGCUGCUGUGGCCACUGCAUAACCAUCACAACUGUAGACCACAUAUAAGAAGUGGGUGUCAUUUCAAAAUGGAAGGUCGGGGGAAUCAGGAGAACGACAAUAGUGGUUUGCCACCAGGGGGUGACUACAAUGCACAUGGACAAAAUGAACUCAUGGUGAUUAGUCGAUUAGGAUUAACUAGAUUAAUUAUUUGGGAUUCCAGGUCCUUCUCUAAAUUAAAAAAAUGUUAAGCUUGUAAAGACUUAAAAUCCCAUUUAGAGGAAAAUUGUUGAAUGGCAUUGUGCGUUUGAUAGCCUGUUGUCAUGACGUUGACUGCAGGAAGAAAGUGAAAAAGUGCAGCCAUUUCUUACAGUCUUUGGUCUCAUCUUCCUAGACAAGAGAUGUUUGCACUUCCCAAUAUGCAAAAAAAUAUAAACAUAAAUAUAUGUCAAACUGUGCCACACGCACACACACACUCUGAUGUCGGACACACUGAAACCCCCCAGCAGCAUGGCUACACCAGCAUCAGCACUGGAAUACGUUCACCAGAGCAGCUCAGCCUCGGACGUGUGGUCGAUAUCCAGAAUCUUCUGGAACAACAUGGCGACUUCCACUUUCUGCCUGUUUGCCGUCCUCUCCAUCACUGAACCAGAGCUUACAUCAGCAUGCAGCAGGAGGCUAUGACUACAGCUAAAAGAUCUCUGGUGCUGCUGCAUGUCCUAGCUUAGCACCUCCACUGUGGUAACCAGACUGAUUAGCUUAGCCUUUAGCAACAGAGUCAGUGUUGUUGUUAAUAUUACUGCAAUUGUGGAAGCUGGUGUCGUACACAUCUGCCAUCACCUGAGGGCAGCGUCAGAGCAAACAUCAGCCGGAGACGGAACCUUGACCCAUCUGUUCUAACACUACAUGAUGGAGUAAAGACGGAGAACUCCUGUUAUCAAACUAAAACAGCCACAACUUUCAGUGUCUUAGUCUCAGUCGCUGCAGCUUUUACACAUUUAAAAUUUGAAAAGAUCAGAAAUAAUUCACUUUAAUUCUCUGUUUCUAUGUUCACCCUGUGAUUAUUGUAUGUGCACUGAAUAAAUAGAUUUAUUUGACAUUUGAA
This is a messenger RNA of Cynoglossus semilaevis (tongue sole), 1373 nucleotides long. Its product is annotated as multiple PDZ domain protein-like. The transcript has 2 exons. Gene Ontology annotation, biological process: establishment or maintenance of epithelial cell apical/basal polarity; microtubule cytoskeleton organization; establishment of cell polarity. NCBI's taxonomy places the organism in Eukaryota, Metazoa, Chordata, Actinopteri, Pleuronectiformes, Cynoglossidae. The record is from RefSeq and is a predicted model, not a curated record. Gene Ontology annotation, molecular function: protein binding; phosphatidylinositol binding. Gene Ontology annotation, cellular component: apical junction complex; adherens junction; apical plasma membrane. The annotation marks the transcript as partial.